Molecule: messenger RNA, 4389 nt
Organism: Carassius auratus (goldfish)
Lineage: Eukaryota; Metazoa; Chordata; Actinopteri; Cypriniformes; Cyprinidae
Product: NACHT, LRR and PYD domains-containing protein 3-like
Exons: 17
Coding region: 1-4389 (1462 amino acids)
Molecular function (GO): protein binding
Source: RefSeq, a predicted model, not a curated record
AUGACCGCCAGCCCAGCGCCAGAGCACAAAUUGGCCGCCAGCCCAAUGCCACAGCUCAAGAUGGUGCCACCGACUCGCCGUCAUAAAGGACGGAGGACGAGGAGACGGGCGUCUACCGUUCCUCAAAGCCUGGAGAACGUUCCCGAGCCGGCUGCUGCUGUCCAGGAGGAUGUUCCCGAGCGGGCCACUGCCGUCCAGGAGGACGUUCUCGAGCAGGCCGCUGCCAUCCAAGGGGACAUUCCCGAGCGGGCCGUUGCCGUCCAGGAGGACGUUCCCGAGCAGGCCGCUGCCAUCCAGGAGGAUGUUUCCGAGCGGACCGCUACCGUCCCCGAGUCGGUGCCCGAAGUGGUACCUGAUGCUGUUCCAGAGGCCGAGGCCGUUACCGAGGCGGUGCCUGAGGCCAUUCCCGAGGCAAUGUCCGAGGUCGCUCCCGAUGCCUUGACCGAGGCGGUGCCCGAGACCGUUCCAGAGACAGUGCCCAAAGCCAAGGCACCUCAGGGAGAUGAGCUGUUCUCCAUCCAUUAUCUAAAAUCUAACCUGAAGAAGAAGUAUCAAUGUGUGUUUGAAGGAAUGGCAAGGCAAGGUGACUCUACUCUUCUAAAUAACAUCUACACAGAUCUGUAUAUCACUCAGGAUUGUAGUGAACAGGUCAAUACUGAACAUGAGGUAAGACAGAUUGAAGUUACUUCCAGACGUUCUGAAUCACAGGAAAUACAGGUUGAAUGCAAACAUUUGUUUGAAGAACCUGAACAUGACAAGCAGAUCAGAACUGUACUGACAAAAGGAGUUGCUGGCAUUGGAAAAUCAGUCUCUGUGCAAAAGUUUGUUCUGGAUUGGGCUGAAGGAAAAGAAAAUCAGGAUAUCCGCUUCAUAUUUCCUUUACCAUUCAGAGAGAUGAACUUAAUGGGAACAGAAACACAAAGUUUGAUGGAGCUUAUAACUCAGUUUUUCCCGGAGACAAAAGGACUUAACCUUGCAAAAAGAAACCAAAAAGUACUGUUCAUUCUUGAUGGAUUGGAUGAAUUUCGUCUUCCUCUAAACUUUUGUAGUAAUGAGCUGUGUUUUGAUGUUUCAUCACAAGUCUCUCUGGAUGUUCUCCUCACAAACCUCAUCAAGGGAAAUCUGCUUCCUUCUGCUCUCAUCUGGAUCACCACCAGACCAGCAGCUGCCAGUAAGAUUCCUCCUGACUGUAUCGACCGGCUGACAGAGAUACGAGGAUUCAAUGAUGCACAAAAGGAGGAGUAUUUUAGAAAAAGAUUCACAGAUAAGAAUCGGGCCAAAGAAAUAAUUGAUCAUGUUAAAAAAUCAAAGAGUCUCUUCAUCAUGUGCCACAUCCCAGUCUUCUGCUGGAUUUCAGCCACUGUUCUCCAGAACAUUUUGAAUGAGAAAAUAAAUAAAGAUCUGAAAAGCAAUCAGGCUGAUGAUACCUCCAAAGCACUGCAGGAAUCAAAUACUGAAGACAUUCCUAAGACUCUGACACAGAUGUACACACACUUUCUCCACUUUCAGAUCCUGCAGAGCAGAAGAAAGUAUGAUGGAGAAUACACACCAGCUUUUUCUUGGGAUAAAGACACCAUCCUUUCACUGGGGAAACUUGCAUUUCAACAGCUGGAAAGAAACAAUUUAAUCUUUUAUGAGUCGGAUCUGGAAGCUUGUGGUAUUGAUGUUUAUAAAGCAUCAGUGUAUUCAGGCAUGUGUACCCAGAUCUUUAAGGAGGAAACUGGGAUCACUGUUGGUACCAUGUACUGCUUUGUUCACUUGAGCAUUCAAGAGUUUAUUGCAGCCCUUUAUGCACAUCUGUGUCUGGACAUUAUCAAAAAUAAUGUGUUUGAUCAUAAGUCUACAGAACAAAAUGAAGCCAUGAUUGAUUUGCUCAAGACUGCGGUGGACAAGGCACUUGAAAGUGACAAUGGACACCUGGAUCUUUUUCUUCGCUUCCUUCUCGGCCUGUCACGUCAAUCCAAUCGGCAACUUUUAAGAGGCCUGUUGACACAGCGAGACUACAGUGACCAGAGCAAAAAGGAAAUCGUUCAAUACAUCAAACAGAAAUUUGAAGAUAAUCUGUCUCCAGAGAGAUCCAUCAAUCUGUUCUACUGUCUGAAUGAACUGAAUGAUCAAACUCUGAUCAAAGAGAUUCAGACUCACUUUAGCAAGGGAAGUCUCUCAUCUGCUGACCUUUCACCUGCCCAGUGGUCUGCUUUGGCUUUUGUUUUGUUGACAUCAGAGGAAGAGAUGGAGGAGUUUGAGCUUCAGAAAUUCAAGAAAUCAGACGAGUGUCUUAUUAGACUUUCAGCAGUCAUCAAAUCUUCCAAAAUAGCUCUGCUAAAUGAUUGUAAUUUAACAGGCAGAAGCUGUUCAGCUCUGGUUACAGUUCUUGGACCAGACUCCAAUCUGAAAGAACUGAACAUGAGCAACAAUAACUUGCAGGAUUCAGGAGUGAAGCUGCUCUCCUCUGCUUUGAAGAGUGUAAAGUGUAAAUUGGAGAUACUGCGACUUUCAGACUGCAGUAUCACUGAAGAAGGUUAUAAAGCUUUGGCUUCAGCUCUGAGAUCAAACCCUUCACACCUGAUAGAGCUGGAUCUCACAGGAAAUGAUCCUGGACAAUCAGGAGUGAAGGAGCUCAUUGAUUUACUUCAGAAUCCAAACUGCCAACUGAAGACACUGAGGUUUUUGAGUCCUGCUGCAGAAGAAGCCUGUCAGUAUGUGACUGAAGUUGUGGGUAAAAAUCCAUUACUCCUUAGAAAGCUGAAUCUGAGUGAAUGUGAACUAGGAGACACACGAAUGAAUCAGAUCAGUGCUCUACUGAAAGAUAAACACUGUAAACUCAACACACUAAAGCUGUGUGGUUGUGGUCUAACAGAGGAAAGCUGUUCAGCAAUCGCUACAGUCCUGAGAUCAAACCCCAGUCUAAAAGAACUUGACAUGAGCAACAAUAAUCUGCAGGAUUCAGGGGUGAAGAAACUCCAGAAUGGAUUAGAAAAUAUAAACUGCACACUGGAGAAGCUUGGUCUUUCAGACUGCAGUAUCACUGAAGAAGGUUAUAAAGCUCUGGCUUCAGCUCUGAGAUCAAACCCUUCACACCUGAUAGAGCUGGAUCUCAGAGGAAAUGAUCCUGGAGAAUCAGGAGUGAAGGAGCUCAGUGAUUUACUACAUGAUCCAAACUGUCAACUGAAGACACUGAGGUUUUUGGGUCCUGCUGCAGAAGAAGCCUGUCAGUAUGUGACUAGAAUUGUGGGUAAAAACCCGUUACUCCAGAGAGAACUAAGUAUGAGUGAACAUGAACUAGGGGAGACACGGGUGAAACAGAUUGGUGCUCUACUACAGGAUAAACACUGUAAACUCAACACACUGCUUCUGUGUGAUUGCAGUAUUACAGAGAAACAGUGUCUAAUCCUGACUUCAGCUCUGAAAUCAAACCCAUCACACCUGAGAGAACUGGAUCUCAGUGUGAAUCAAAUAAACAACAAAGGAGUGAAUCACUUUUGUGAUGUCCUGAAGGAUUCAGACUGUAAACUGGAGAGAUUGAGGUUAGGGUUCUGUUAUAUGACAGAUGGAGGUUGUUCUGCUCUGGCUUCAGCUCUGAAAUCAAACCCAUCACACCUGAGAGAACUGGACCUGAAAGAGACUGAACUUGGAGACUCUGGAGUUUUAAACCUCAGUGAUCUACUGAUGAACCCACAAUGCAAGCUGGAGAAACUAGAUCUGAGUGGAUGCAGUAUUACAGAGAAACUGUGUUUCAUUCUGACUUCAGCUCUGAAAUCAAACCCAUCACAUCUGAGAGAGCUGAACUUGAGUCGGAUUAACCUACUAGACUCUGGAGUGAAAAACCUUAGUGAUCUACUGAUUAACCCACAAUGCAAACUGGAAAAACUACAUCUGAUUGGAUGCAGUAUUACAGAGAAACUGUGUUUUAUCCUGACUUCUGCUCUGAGAUCAAACCCAUCACACCUGAGAGAACUGGAUCUGAGUGGGAAUAAACCAGGAAACACUGGAGUUAAAAACCUCAGUGAUCUACUGAUGAACCCACAAUGCAAAGUGGAGAAGCUAGAGCUGUGUAAUUGCAGAGUUACAGAGAAACAGUGUAUCAUCCUGACUUCAGCUCUGAAAUCAAACCCUUCACACCUGAGAGAACUGAACCUCAGUUGGAAUCAAAUAAAAAACACAGGAGUGAAUCAUUUAUGUGACGUACUUAUGGAUUCACACUGUAAAUUUGAGAGGCUGAGUCUAAUCUGCUGUGGCAUUACAGAUGUUUCUUCCUUAACUCGGUCUUUAACAAACACAAAAGCACUGGAGUUUCUAAAAGAGCUUGAUCUGAGUCACAAUAACAUUGGAGACUCAAAGCAUCCGCUCAAUGAUGUGCUACAAAACUCAACCUGUAAAGUGAGGUGA